Molecule: messenger RNA, 1348 nt
Organism: Dendronephthya gigantea
Lineage: Eukaryota; Metazoa; Cnidaria; Anthozoa; Malacalcyonacea; Nephtheidae
Product: outer dense fiber protein 3-like
Exons: 4
Coding region: 177-929 (250 amino acids)
Cellular component (GO): cytoskeleton
Source: RefSeq, a predicted model, not a curated record
UUAAUUAGCCCACUCUAAUGCGGUAGAUCAUCUUUCAUAAUUACUUUCUUCAGUGAGGACACUACAGCAUGUCUUUUGCAACAAACUAGGCGAAAUCUUGUGUCUACAUUCAUUAAAUUUACGAGUUUUCAAGACAGUUCUGCGACGCUAAACGAGGUCUUCAGAAGUGUGAGAAAAUGACUUCAGAAACGGCAAAACGUCCCCAAAUCGGGGCAAUGUUUCGCGGACCAGGACCGGCUAGAUAUGCCUUGCCUGGUAGUACGGGUUACGUGUCCCAUGAUCCGACAAAGAAUAAGGCUCCUGGGUACAGUUUUGGUUUGAAGUCGUCCAAAUUGGACCAAGGACCGGCCAGCCCUGGUCCAGCGUAUUUGGUGCCCUCGAAUAUCACUAGAACGGGCAUAGAGGGAACGCCAAGAUACUCGCUGGCCAGUCGAACACGAACCGUAGGAAGCUUCCAAACCCCUGCUCCAGGAACAUAUUCUCCGGAGAAGAAAAAUUACCCAUACCACAAAUAUCCACCGCAGUACUCGUUUGGUUCGAGAACAAAAGUUGGCAAGAAAGAUAUGACACCUGGCCCCAAUACAUACAACCUACCUGGAAUACUUGGUCCGAAGGCUGUUGGAAAGAAAUCAGCACCAUCUUAUAGCAUGGUUGGAAGAAGCAAAAUAGGAGGAUUUCACGAGGACCUGCAAAAGACACCAGGACCUGGGACUUACCGUGUUUCUAAUCCAAACACUGUGAAAAUGAAACUUCCAGCAUAUUCCAUGACUGGCCGCAACACAAUGCCUGGAGAUAACACCCAAAAACCAGGUCCAGGAGCACAUUCACCUGAAAAGGUCAAUGUCAAUAAAAGGAUUGCACCAAAGUUUUCAUUUGGUAUUCGCUGGUCAGAAUACACUGCACCUUUGAUGGCUGAACCGAUUGACUGAACAUGCUGACAUCACAUGGACAUUUGGAGUUAAAACAUGUUACACUGUUAUAUGAACACAAUAUUUUUGUAUAUAUUAUGAAUUGCUAGAAAUAGACUGCUUGCUUUGAGCUUUGACAAUGUAAUCAUCAUUCUUGUAUUUCAAAGAAGAACUUUUUCAUGGGUCCAUAUCAUUAAGGGCAUAAACAUGAUCUUUAAUACAAAAAUGCGUGUAGUUUCAUGCAUGUUUUGAUGUAUAAUGACUAUAAUCCAUCAAGUUUGCUAAACACUUUUGGCAUUUUCAUUCCUGGUAUAACCUACAAUCGCUACACAUUGUGAAUCUGGGUGAUAAAUUGUUACAUGAACAAGUCCAGUAAUUUGGAUGAUUUAAAAAAAGUUUAUUGUUAAAAUUUAACAUAUAUCAAAGUAGGUUAUGCAAUA